This is a messenger RNA of Anguilla rostrata (American eel), 2227 nucleotides long. It is a transcript of the gene cfi, whose product is annotated as complement factor I. Bases 85 to 1956 code for a protein of 623 amino acids. Gene Ontology annotation, molecular function: serine-type endopeptidase activity; protein binding. Gene Ontology annotation, biological process: proteolysis. Gene Ontology annotation, cellular component: membrane. The transcript has 12 exons. Lineage: Eukaryota; Metazoa; Chordata; Actinopteri; Anguilliformes; Anguillidae. The record is from RefSeq and is a predicted model, not a curated record.
GACUGCAGCUAAUCAUUAAUCGCAUUACAGCGCAUUUGUACACGGGCAGCUUUCGGACGAGUGUCAGUGUACUACGGAUUCGCAAUGGAGGCGGUUGCGUAUUAUUACCUGUUUAGUGCAUUGCUCAUUGGAAGCGGAGUUGCGGAAAGCCCGCCGGAUGAAGAUAGCCCUCAACGCGGUGAAGUAAGUACAGCCAAUGUCUCUACAGUUGCCACGGUUACGGCUCCCGCAGUUGCCACGGUUACCACGGCUCCCGCGGUUGCCACAGAUCCUCCGGCCCCAGAGGACCCGUUCCUGAGCUCAGGGCACUGUCUGAAGGAGCGCUUCACGCAGCUGUCUUGCCAGAAGGCGUUCUGUCCGCCCUGGAUGCGAUGCAUUGGCGGCACCUGCACGUGUAAGCUUCCUUACAUGUGCCACAAGGGGGCGCCAGUGUGCAGCAACAACAAGCGGAGCUACGUCUCCUUCUGCCAGGUGAAGGCAGUGGAAUGCCUCCGACAGACCACCGCAUUCUCUCACCUUGGCCACGAUUGCAAAGGUGAUUCGUUCGAGACGAUCCUGAGAGAGGGCGAUGUGGUGGCGGUGCAGGUUCCCCAGAACGGGACUGUCCUCAUCUGCGGGGAGGGGUGGAACGUGCUGGCAGCCAACGUCGUGUGCAGACACAAAAAAAAUCAGCGCAUGGGUGCAGAAAAGGCCACGACUCUCCAGUACGGCCAGAUCAGGAGUCUUGCGGAGGACUGGCCAGGAGAGUGUGUCAGCAUGCAGUGCACAGGGCUGGAGGGCUCCCUGGCUGAGUGCACUCUAGGUCCCCGCAGACAGCUGGAGGAAGACUCCAUGGUUGCAACUGCCACCUGUUACGAGCACACAAGAGUCUGCUCCAGGUCAGAGUUCACCUGUGUCAACGGGAAGUGCAUCGCCCUGAACAGCACCUGCGACAGCCUCAACGACUGCGGUGACAACAGUGAUGAGAUGUGCUGCAGAGAUUGCAGAAGUGGAUUUCACUGCAAAACUGAUGUCUGCAUACCCCAGGAUGCCAAAAUGGACGGAAUUGUUGACUGUUUAGGAGGCGAGGAUGAAAUAACUGAUACCAAACAGAAAGAAAAAGUCCUUUCACCCAUAAAGCGGGAGAUUAAAAUUGCGCGGGAGAAAGUGGAGACGUUAGUUUGUGGGAUAGCCAAUAAAACUCUGCCUCUACCCAGUCCUGCAAAGCCACACAGACGGAAGCGUGUGGUUGGAGGAGAAGAAGCUGGCAGGACCCAGUUCCCCUGGCAGGUAGCUAUACAGGAAAGUGGCUCCAUAGACUGUGGAGGAAUCUACAUCUCCAGCUGCUGGGUGCUGACUGCAGCCCACUGUGUCCGGCCCAAGCCGGAAGCGUACCAAGUUAAGUUUUCCCUUUGGAGCAAGCUGACCAAACAGGACUCCACUGACCUUGCCCUAGUCGAAAAGGUCAUCAUUCAUCCACAGUACAACCCCACCACCUAUCAGAAUGACAUCGCCUUGUUGCAACUGGAAAAGCUGCCGUUUACCACGAAAUGCCUCCACGACAACCCUGCUAUUGGUCCGGCGUGUGUGCCCUGGUCCGAGUACCAGUUUCUGCCUGGCGACAGAUGCACCAUUUCUGGAUGGGGUCGACAGGGCGAUGACCAGAAGACAGUUUCUCUUAGAUGGGCAACCAUAGAAAUAAUGGGCAACUGCUCAGGGAUUUAUGGAUCUCGAUAUUUCCCUGGAAUGGAGUGCGCAGGUUCGCUGGACGGAAGUGUGGACACCUGCCAGGGAGAUUCCGGGGGCCCGCUGGUGUGCGAGGACGUCAGGGGGGUGGCGUACGUGUGGGGCAUAGUCAGCUGGGGCGAUAAGUGUGGCAUUGCCGGGCACCCGGGUGUCUACACCAAAGUGGCUCACUACUUCGAGUGGAUUAGCUCACACAUCGGCAAGUCAACCAUCAGCAGGUACAACGUGUAGCGCCACAGACAGAAGAUCUGACGGAACACUGGGGUGUUCCUCAUCGCUGUGAAGCUCGCGCGGCCUGGAUGAGUUCACAGAGUUUCCUUAAAAACUGUCAGAAUAGAUACCGUGUCAUAUCCUUUAAUCGCGAUCUACACUACACUAUCUCUGCAGCUUUAGUAAUGUUACGUCGCUAGGUAUAUUCCACUGAUAGCCUAAAUAACAUAUCCAUCAAUGCAUCUCAGGACUGACGGGAAGCAAUAAAAGUUAAAUUAUUACGUAAUAACAA